Messenger RNA from Paramuricea clavata, 2972 nucleotides. NCBI's taxonomy places the organism in Eukaryota, Metazoa, Cnidaria, Anthozoa, Malacalcyonacea, Plexauridae. The record is from the annotation of a GenBank genome assembly.
AUGGAUAUCAAACAAAAACAUCAUUGCAAUGUGAUAGUUUUGUGGCUAACUAGAGCGAAUAUGCGUACUUAUCAUAAACCAGACUUAAUUGGUCAUUCUGAAUCACGCGACUCAUCACUCCCUGGUCUGGCACUUGAUGAGCAGUGCAAUAUAAUGACGCCAUGGCACCAAAUUCGGAAUAGAAAACCGGAGGAAAACAAACGCAAUGAUUCACUUAAGUUGGUCGUAAACAUGUUCUUAAUCAUGGAAGUAUUGAAAUAUUGGCCUGAAAAUAUGAUACGCCUUGAAAUAGGGUUAGUCUGUGAAGAUUUGUCAUUACAGCAUUAAAGUUCAAAGCCCCAAGUAUAAGACUAACCAAGUGAUCACUUUUGGUUUGGUAACUUUGGUUCAAGCAAAAACAGCAAACUUUCAGGUGAGAAUUAACUGGCUUAUAGUACAGUCUGCAGUCAUAAUCAGAAUACAAUUGUUUUUAUGCAUGAUAUUUACUAAUUGUAAAAAGGAUCGAUUGAUAUUAAUUUAUUUGGUACACUAAGAAAUUAUUAUCUCAAGUUCACGAUUUUUUUCGCAGUUAUAGGUUACGUUUUUCUUUAUUUAUAUAGGCUAUUAUCCUCUAUCUAAGUAUGUCAUUGCAGCCUAACGUAUAUAAACCACCGUGAAUGUUAGUUUUAUACUGAUGUAUUAUAGAUACAAUUAUUUACAAUAGUCAAUAUAGCCUGAAUUGAGUUUGUUUAUUGAUUAAGUGCUAUAAGAUUGUGUUUUCCGCACUACAGGUACUGCAUGUACAUCCUGAGGUCCCCAUAACUUACAUGAUCAAAAACUGUUUUGUUUACACUUUUGAACGCGUGAUCACUAUAUCUCAGUGCCCGGUAUUCUCUGGUUCGUUUGAUUUUGAAAAAAAUUAAAAUGUAGAUUUCUUAAUAACGGUGACUGACUUUCUUAAACCUGAUUUGAGGCUUUGAUGUAUUAUUUUGGCAUUAUUUCGGCUAUUCUACUAUUUUGAUGUAUUAUUUCGGCAUUAUUACUUUGAGACAUUAUUCAUAUUAUAAGCUCGCCGAUGGAAAAGGCCAGGGGGUGCGUGUGAUUCAAUUCAAUUCCUGUUUGACAAAUCCUGGGAUCGAAACCGUCAACCAUUGAUAACUCUUCCCUGCGUGGAAUGGCCGAUCAUGCAGUCGUGUAUACUUCCAGUAUUUCCCUACUGACAUGCACAGUAACAGUAAUAUUUAAUUUGUACAACUUGUACAUUUCAAGCAAUCGCAACUGCCAAUAGACAGCACAUUUUUUAUUUCCAAUCUUCUUAGCUUCCAAAUUUCAAAAAUUUGUGAGGGGAAUGAAAAAAUCAUUUAUCCAAAUAUUCUAGUCAGUGGAAACCUAUAAUACUUAGCCACUAUAUUUUGGCUCGCAAUUUUAUAUAAAAAAAUUCGUGCAAGGGUGCUGAAAUCCACAGUCCAGCUAUAAUAUAAUUAUAGCACUAAUUUUUUCACCAUUACAUUUCACUAAUUUACGAACGGAUGACAUAACAAAAAGGCUAUAAUUUCUUUUUGUAUAUAUUUUUGCUUCUAUUAUCCAUUCUAAUUGUAAAUUUGUAUGAAUUUGUUUAGAAUAACCGCGAUAUAUAAAAAUGGAAAAUAUGUUCCUUGGAAUAAUUCUUCUCAGCGCUCAUGUUCUUAUAGUUUUAAGUGCUCCUAUUUCUCCAUCACAGGAGGAUUGUGUAGCAGGAGAACCACAACCGGGUAAGUUCAUAUAGAAAGUGAACAGAAUAUCAAAGCACGGGAAACAAACCUUGACUUCUAUAUAAUAUUUCUUUUCUCAAUGUCGUAUGUGUGUAUAAUUUUUCUCCCUAGGGCGAGUAUAGGCAUACAAACAGUUAGUCAUGUACAAUAAAGUUUCAAUUAACCUUAGGAAUGGGAUAAAAUAUUUAAACUUUAUCUGGAACGAUUGCCUGUACUUCCUAUAACCGAUGAAAGAUGACGAAUCAAUAUUUCAAGAUUAUUUUAUUAAUAUAACCAUAUUAGGAAUUAUUUAGUCCGUAAGGGGGCCGGGCCUAUUAUAGUUUCGCGGUUAUGCGGAUUUAGCCAUAUUUUGAGGUCGGAUUUCGGUUAUAUCCAGUUAUUUUGUACGGUUUGCGGAAAACUGGAAAUCGUGCGGAGACGGAAAAUGUCGAAAUUAACCAUCCGGAUUCGGUUUUUGGCCAAAAUAAAUAGCGGUUUUCGGAUAGUUUUUAACAUGCGGUUAAGAAAUAGUUUACGAGCUCAUGGCAAUAAUUCAGUUCAUGGCAUUCAUCUUCCGAUCGCGCGUAUGUGUUGCUCAACAGGGCCUCGAAAUGACGAAAUCAAAUUAGAAAAGUUGCCGGGCUAUUAGUAAAACCAGGAACACCGGAACAGCAUCAUUCCGGAAUACGGAACACCAGAACACCAAAAAUUCCGCUUAAUUUGUUAAAAAUUCGAGGGGAAAAAAUUACCGGGGGUUGUGAAAUUAUUGAGGAAAAAUUAUUCCGUAAAAGUAGAACAUGCUUUUUAAUAUUCUGGCUUGCCGAUUGCUACUAAUUACGAACUGAGAUCAGUCUCAAAGUAAUAAAUAUUUGCUAGAAAAGACGAAAUCAAAGCAACUUGAUUGUUUCUCACACAAAACAUAAGCAGCGAUGGAAGGAAAACCUUUUUAUAGCUAUUUGAACUGCUAAGACUUCGUUUGCUUUGCCAAUUGCAUAAUUGCCAAAUUUUAUACUACCAAGUUCGCGUGAAACUUGUGAACGGCUCCCUCUUCAAUACUCCAAUAGAAAUGGCGACUACACGUGCUGACUAUAUGGUCUAUUGCCUCACAUUAUGUUGCGGAAUAUGUUUCGAAAUAUGUUACCACAUAUAUAUGCUUCGGUUUGAACGCGGUUACAUUUAAAAGAGAAAUGAGUGCGCGGUUUGCGGUUAAAAUUUGAAAAACAGCGCGGUUUUCGGAGAUGCGUACCCCCUAAAAUAGACCCC